Messenger RNA from Xyrauchen texanus (razorback sucker), 2046 nucleotides. RefSeq names its product vertnin-like. NCBI's taxonomy places the organism in Eukaryota, Metazoa, Chordata, Actinopteri, Cypriniformes, Catostomidae. Gene Ontology annotation, biological process: regulation of transcription by RNA polymerase II. The transcript has a single exon. Gene Ontology annotation, cellular component: chromatin. The coding region runs from base 1 to 2046 and encodes 681 amino acids. The record is from RefSeq and is a predicted model, not a curated record.
AUGAUUCAGAGGGCAGAGGUGGUGCUCUCUGUAUUGGAGGAGCUGCAGGAAGCCACAGAAUGUGCAGGCCUUGAUAUCCUCACUAAGGUUGCUGUGGAAGUGGAGCAGGUUCUAGCCCCGUUCCAUCUUCCUACAGCACUCUGCACUGAGAUCUCCUCAUGGCUGGGCAUUGACUCUGCAGCUCAUAGACUCUACCCAGCAGAUGCACCAGCUGGCUUACUUCCUCUAGUUUGUAAAGGAGAGGGAAACUUGCUGUUUGAUGCUGCUAGCAUGCUUCUGGUGGGCUCUACCAGCCUGAGCUUGGAGCUGCAGGUAAGAACUGUGGUGGAGAUGCUGCUUUGGAAGCAAUACUACCUAUGUGGUAUGAUCGACUCGAAGGUGAUGCUGCAGGCAGCCAGGUUUUCCCUCUGUGCUGAGGAAUCUCAGGAUAUGCUCAAUCUUCCAAUUCAGGUGCUGGAGGCCAUCUUUGAUGCAGAUGUCAAAGCCUCCUGUUUCCCUGGCUCAUUUGCAAACAUGUGGCACGUGUAUGCGCUAGCUUCUGUCCUGCAGGGCAACAUUUAUUCUGUUUAUCCCAUGUACAAUUUAAAGAUUCGGCCCUAUUUCAAUCGACUAAUUCGCCCAAGGACAUGGUCAAAAGACACCGAGACCUUGACACUACACAUCAUGUGGUCAGGUGACCUGGAGGCAGGCUCUGUUUUUAAACCCCACAACUUCGUGGCCUUGAUUCAUGCAAGUGACAUCAAAAUCGGAAGCCCCAACAGCGAGCAGCGAAUGCCACCCAUCAAGUCCCAGGAGCUUCUAAGUCAGGAAUCCCAACUGACUUACUCCAGCCUUAAAGACAAAUUCAACAUCAAAAAGAGCACCUUUUACCGGUGGAAGAAGCAAAGUAUUGACUACCACAAGAAGUCAGUUGCCAGGUAUGAGGCCAAAUGUUUUUUCCUGACCUUCUACAAGCAAGGGAAACUCAUUCCCCUCGGCCAGUUUAAAGAGCUUUUCCCAGAAAUUCCAAGAUCCACAUACUAUGCAUGGAAACAAGAGCUUGUGUCUACUUGGAACAACUCUGGUGGCUCUACAGAGGAGCUGAGUCCUGGUGACAGCACUGAGCAGGACUACUGGUCAUCCCCAGAGGUCAAGAAAACACUAAGCCCUGGGAGGUAUGCCAGUUUGUUAGCAUUUAGGUGUGAGAAAUGGGAAGGUGACCGGGCUCAAAAUGUGGCCUUGAUGCAAGAGGCCAAGAAGAGCCUGCAGAACUGUAUUUUUACAAACACCUCAUUCCCCUACAGACUUUUUAAAAGAAGGUUUCCUGGUAUCUCUAGGUCGACAUACUACAACUGGAGGAGGGAAGCCAUGUUGUUCAGUCCUUUCAAAGAGCUCCAGGGUAGCAGUGAGGAAAGCUCAGAUGGUGAUAAAACCCAGAAUCCAAGAAGUUUGCUGUCCUCUGUUAAGUUAGAGAGACGGAAAUGUACACCUAGAGUGAGGAUCUACAGACGCAAGCAUGAAAGUCUGAGGCUGGCUUACCUCCAGAAGAAAAUAUUACGAGAAGAAGCCAGAAUGCAUGUCCAGAGGUCAAAGAUAUCCUUUUCCAAAUUCAAACUCAAAUUCCCUUCAGUUUCCUCCUCUUUCUACUGGCUAUGGAGUAAUUCUUUGAAUAGAAAAACUGAGAAGCCCAUCAUGAUGUCUGAGACAGUGAAAUCCCAUAGCCUGACUGUCUCACAAGAUGUCAUUGAGAAGAUAAAAACAAAAACAAAAAAAUCCUUUGAUGGAAACACUGAUUGCCUGAAUGGACAGACCUUUAGCCCCUCUGAAUUUACACAGCCUGAAUACUCUCUGCCCGACAAGUCCAGUAAUGAACAAAUGUUUGUGAUGGAUGUUGUGGCACUGGCCAAUUUCAAGGCUAAAGCAAAGCUGUUCUUGCAGCAACGUUUUGAAGAGAAGUCCUUUCCCACAUUUAAAGAGUUCAGGUCCCACUUUCCUCUUACUCCUCGCUCCACCUACUACAUGUGGAAAAGGGCUCUGCAUCAUGGGGUACCAUUAGUUCAUGCCUGA